Messenger RNA from Xenopus laevis (African clawed frog), 1075 nucleotides. RefSeq names its product p24 delta1 putative cargo receptor. The record is from RefSeq and is marked provisional. Lineage: Eukaryota; Metazoa; Chordata; Amphibia; Anura; Pipidae.
CCUGCCUCCAUGGCCCGGUUGCUCCCCGUCCUCCUCGCGCUGCUCUUUUGCGGCUACGUGCGGUCCAUCUCUUUUUCAUUGCCGCCAAACAGCCGCAAGUGUUUGCGAGAAGAAAUUCACAAGAACGUGCUUGUGACUGGAGAGUACGAGCUGUCUGAGGCCCACAAUCAGGGCCAAGUGCGGCUAAAGAUUACAGACUCUGCUGGGCACAUUCUCUACUCCAAGGAAGAUGCUUCCAAGGGCAAGUUUGCUUUCACCACUGAGGAGUAUGACAUGUUUGAGGUCUGCUUCGAUAGUAAGCUACCAGCAGGUGCUGGCCGAGUACCAGAUCAGUUGGUGAAUCUCAUUAUGAAGCAUGGAGUAGAGGCAAAAAAUUAUGAAGAGAUUGCAAAGGUGGAGAAACUUAAACCACUCGAGGUUGAACUUCGGCGUCUUGAGGAUUUGUCUGAGUCUAUCGUCAAUGAUUUUGCCUACAUGAAAAAGAGAGAGGAAGAAAUGAGGGACACAAAUGAAUCCACCAAUGUACGUGUUCUUUACUUCAGCAUUUUCUCUAUGUGUUGCCUAAUGGGACUGGCCACCUGGCAAGUUUUCUAUCUCCGCCGUUUCUUUAAGGCCAAAAAACUAAUUGAAUGAAGAAACCAUUUUUACAGAUACACAGCUGGCCCCUUCAUCCUUCAUCAGUUGUUUGCAAUUCGGAAAUCUUUGCAGAGCUGCUUCCUACUUCUCAGUCUGGGUUAUCCGUGUAUAUGUCUGUUUUAUUAUGGAAACCACCCAGCCUCAAUAAGCUACCACAAAUCUCCAACAUUAAGGCUUGUCAAGGUGCUCUGUGUUUUCACCAACAACAUGGUGAAAUUGAUGACAAGCACAUCUAAUUUCUGUUAGCAGAUGUUUUUCUCUUCUGUUUCUAAUACUCUGCAAACUUUACUGCAUAUUUUGGAUUUUUUUGUUUUUUUCAACAAAUGUGUGGGAUAUUUUUCUCUAUUGUCAAAAUAGAAGCUUUUCAGAAACCCAGUACUUGAUAAAACAUGUAAUAUGGUGAAAACAUGAACAAAAUAAAUUGGUAGCUUGGUGGAAA